Messenger RNA from Toxorhynchites rutilus septentrionalis, 1585 nucleotides. Its product is annotated as mite allergen Der f 3-like. The record is from RefSeq and is a predicted model, not a curated record. The coding region runs from base 330 to 1382 and encodes 350 amino acids. Lineage: Eukaryota; Metazoa; Arthropoda; Insecta; Diptera; Culicidae. Gene Ontology annotation, molecular function: serine-type endopeptidase activity. Gene Ontology annotation, biological process: proteolysis. The transcript is spliced from 3 exons.
CGAUCAGCAAUGUGAUGCAGGAUGUGGAUAAACUUGUCUGUCCUUUCGCGCAAUUCUUUCGCUGUCCUGACGAUCAGUCUUAAAACAAGUUUAUCGUCGAUCGCACGUUGAUAAUAUCUGUGAGUUAAAAAUUAAAUCUAGAGAUGAAUGUGUUCAUCAGGUAUUUUGCUUGAUUUCGAACGAAAAUAAAAACCGCCAUUAUCGGAUGAUAAUCACUAUCGAGAAGCGCUUUCUUCACUGCCGCCCGUUGAAAAAAAAGUGAACAAAGAAGUGGCAAUUUCAGCAAAUCCCCUCAUUACCAUACACACGCACACAUUUGCGUAUAGAAGAUGACCCAACGAACCUGGCUGCUGCUACCGUUGGUGGCAUUCGGGGUGAUGUGCCGGAUGAGUAUCGUGUCAAGGGGCAUCCUACGGUUGGACGUGGAUCGCUACGAGGGUGAACCAUGUCCACUGAAAAACGAUGGAACCGGUGUAUGCCGCAAGUCCAGUCAGUGUCGACAGAGUGUCCGGAAUGGAGAGCGACACUGCGAAUUUGAAGGCAAUGAACCCGUUAUUUGCUGUGCGAUGCCACCGAAUGUGACCUAUGAAGCAUUCACGCGGGUUGUUCAGCAAGCUUGCAAUAGUGCGCGUGGUAUAGAUUCCAAAUUCGACUUUCAUGUGAUCGGUGAUACUGUGGCAGCUCAGGUGGGCGAGUUUCCCUUCGUGGGACUUUUAAUGUACGAAAAUGAGCAGAUUCGAUGUGGCACUUCGAUAAUUUCGGAGCGUUUUCUGCUAACAGCUGCACAUUGCAUCACAAACAAGACUAGGCCUAUAGCGGUAUUGUUGGGAACAAACGAAGCGACAGAUGGAGAUGCCGAUCGGUAUGAAACAGCCCGCGUUUUUCGUCAUAAAGGAUACAAUAGCUUAACCAAACAAAAUGAUAUUGCUUUAAUCGAGCUCAAAAGUCCAAUUAGGAUGAACUCGCAUAUCCAACCCAUUUGUUUGCACACGGAUCUAAUCGACUUACCAACAACGACCAAUAUGACAGUGAUGGGUUGGGGUAUAGACAACUCGGACAAAACCUCCAACUUCCUUCUGAAGGGUACUGUAAACCCAAUUCUACGGAGCGUCUGUCAAUCCAGAUUCGAUAAUACUAUAAGGAAAAUUAAACUCUCAACAAAUCAAAUGUGUGCUCUUGGGGACCAAAACAUCAACGGCAGAGCUACAGACACUUGCGAGGGAGAUUCCGGGGGACCACUGGUGAUCAAUCACAGUGGCAAAUACCACCUAGUUGGAAUCACAUCGUUUGGCUUUGGCUGCGGAAGUGAAUAUUUUGCGGGAAUCUACACUCGAGUGUCAAGCUAUUUGGACUGGAUCAUCGAACGGGUGUGGCAGAAGUGAUCUAUCGUUGCGAAUGUGUCAAAUUUACAUAAAGAAUUUAUAAAGUAAAGUGACAUAAAGUAUUAAGUAAGCAAUAAACAGUUAGGUAAUCGAUUUCUUCGAUACUCUUCCGGAUAUGUUUGUACAUAUGUCCUUUAGACGUGAUCGGAGAUGAGUCUACAAUAUAUAAUUUUACUCCAUUGAUUCAAGGAGUGUAUCGAAAA